AUGAGGCAAAUUCUUCUAGUUUUAAUUCUGUUAAUAAUAAAUGUCUGUUGUAUUAAAAUAAGUAAAAAAAUAAAGUUAAAUGAUGAUGUUACUGUACCUAAUGAUGAACCAUAUGACAUUGACAAUAACACAGCAGAAUACUGCUCCAAAAAAUCAAAAGAGAAUUCUAGUGAUUCAUUUGAUGAUAAAAUUUAUAAAAGUGGAUAAGAAAACUGCAUUGAGGGAUUAAAAAUUCCACAUGGCAUUGAAGAUAGAGGUAGCGUUUUUGAUGAAUUGACAGGAUGUUUAACUUAAUUCUAAAAUUAUUCAGAAGAAUUUGAAGCACUAAUAAAAUUUUCUAAUUGCGUAUUUGAAACAACAAUAAAGCACAAAGGUGGUAAUUCUAAAGACACUUAGAUUUAUGAUUCAUAAACGUAAAAAUAAGAUAAAAGCGAAAAGUAAAAAUAGUAAUGA
Tetrahymena thermophila SB210 is the source of this 453-nucleotide messenger RNA. RefSeq lists its product as hypothetical. The record is from RefSeq and is a predicted model, not a curated record. The transcript has a single exon. Lineage: Eukaryota; Ciliophora; Oligohymenophorea; Hymenostomatida; Tetrahymenidae.